CUCUCACAGUGGCAAACCUGCUCCAUUCUUUUUCCAAAGCCAACAGGGAAGUUCUUUGCUUCUUUACUGCAUCGUGACUUUAGUAAAGCAGUACAACUGUCUGUGUAGACCAACCGGAUGGAAGAGAGAAAAUUGCUGAUCUGAAGCAGUGUUCGUUAGAAGUCAUGUCCAGCAGAGGGCCCUCUUACCAGGUCCUCACUGUACCAUUGAAAAAAAUCACCCCCUCCUCUCAUCUCCUAGUCAGGACCUGGGCAUCCUGCAGGGAAGCCACUCAGAGACUCAGCUCCCCUCAACUGCACAACCAUGUGAAUCAGCAGACACGCAGCAAGGACUAAAGGGUUGUUUGCCUUUGGAAUCCUCCUCAGCAGAGGCAAGUGAAACAAAGCAAUUGAGCCUUCUGCAUUUUAAGCCAGAUCCUCUCAGGUUCAUGUGCCAUUUCCCUCGAGGUAGGUGAGCCAGGGGCAAGUGGGGGAAAAAAGUCAACCAGCUAACUCCCGUGGUGAAGGAAGAUUAUUCCCACCCUCGCCCCCGCAAACUUAAAUGUGAGGGUGAGAGGAACUGCAAAUAUCUUCUGGUCCUGGGGCCGCUUGCCACUUUCACUAGUGUGGGGCGCAGGAAGAAAUGUGGCUUGAUGGAGGCCACCAGCACCUUGCAUAGAGGAGCCUGCAGCAUCUCCUGGGCUGGUGUGUGCAGUUCUGGGAGAGCAGAGCACAUGUGCACAUAUUAGCAGAAGAAGAGCCACAUCUUCUCCAGAAUUCCCUCCUCUCCUCCCCUUCCUCUUAUUGCUUUACAGUAACCCAGAAGACGUAUCAAUCUUUUCUAGCCUGGGAUUAUAGUCGCAAGAGCUGCUGGCAUGAAGCUUUUCCUCAUUAUUCUGCCUUCUCUUUUCCAAGCUGUUACAAAGUCUCUUCUGGUUCAUUCCAGGCUGGAUAGCUAUGCCUGCCCUUUGGGACAGUUCCCCUGUGGCAACCUGUCUGUCUGUUUACCCCAGCUCCUGCACUGCAAUGGAGAGAAGGACUGCGACAACGGAGCUGAUGAAGAGAACUGCGUGGAUAAUAGCGGGUGGCUGCAGAUCUUCGAUGACAUGCAGCAGACCAAGGGCAGCAGAGCCACUGAGGAAGAGAAGACCCCAGUCUGUGUGCUUGACCGGUUCCCAGAGAAAUGCCAGUGCCGGGGAAGGACGAUAGACUGCGCCGGCCAGAACUUGCGCACUGUCCCCUGGGUUUCCUCCAACGUGACGAAGCUCCUCUUACAGCACAACGAAAUCCAGUCAAUACUGCCCUAUGCUUUUGCUGGACUUUCCAAGCUUAAAAUGCUGUUCCUGAGUCACAAUAACAUCACUGAGCUGAAGCCAAGAGUCUUCCAGGAUCUGCGUCAUCUUGAAUGGCUAAUGCUGGAUAACAACAGAAUUGCCAAGAUCCUCCCAGCGACUUUUGUGGGGUUGAAAUCUCUGUACUUCCUGUACAUGCUGAACAACUCCUUGAGUAGCAUGCCCAACACUUCCAUAUGUGCAGAGAUGCCAAAGCUCAGCUGGCUGGAGCUGGAAGGAAACCAGAUCCAUGCUCUGAGAAGCUCAGUGUUCCAGGAAUGCAGCACCUUCACUGUGCUGAUUCUGCGCAGAAACAAGAUCAAAUGGAUCCAGGAAGGGGCGUUUUCCAAACUGAACAGACUGGUGGAGCUUGACCUGUCUAACAAUAGACUGGAGGAACUUCCACCAUCUUUAUUGAGUAACCUGCAAGACCUCCAGCAGCUGAAUAUUUCCUACAACCCCCUGAGGCAGAUCUUUGCCGACCAAUUUGACAGCCUGCCCCACCUGCGCUCUCUGAGUAUUGAAGGUCUGGAGAUCCCCAAUGUCCAGAUCCGCAUGUUCCAGAAACUCACCAAUCUGUCUCACAUCUACUUUAAGAAGUUCCAGUAUUGCAGCUACUCUCCGCACGUGCGCAGCUGCAAGCCCAACACUGACGGCAUCUCCUCCUUCGAGAACCUCCUGGCCAACGUCAUCCUCAGGGUCUUUGUCUGGGUCAUUGCAUGUGUCACCUGCUUUGGGAACCUCUUUGUCAUCUUCAUGAGGUCCUUCAUUGUCAUGGAGAACAGCCAGCACACCAUGGCCAUCAAAUCACUCUGCUGUGCAGAUUGUCUGAUGGGAAUCUAUCUCUUCUUCAUUGGAGCCUUUGAUCUCAAGUUCUCCGGUGAGUACAACAAGCACGCCCAGGUGUGGAUGGCGAGCAUUCAAUGCCAGCUGGUAGGCAGCCUGGCCAUGCUAUCCUCGGAGGUGUCUGUCCUGCUGCUGACGUACAUGACCCUGGAGAAGUACCUCUGCAUCGUCUUCCCGUUCAGCCAUUAUGGGGCAGGCAAGAAGCAGACCCUCUCCAUGCUGGUCAUCAUCUGGUUGUUGGGCUUUUCUCUGACUCUCGUCCCCUUCUGGUGCAAGGAGUCCUUUGGGGACUACUAUGGGAGGAAUGGGAUGUGUUUCCCACUCCAGUCCAACGAGACCGAGAGACCAGGAGCCAGGGGCUACUCCACCGGGAUAUUUCUGGGUCUGAACCUCAUUGCCUUCGUCACCAUCGUGUUCGCCUACACCAGCAUGUUCUACUCCAUCCACACCACAGCCACCAAGACGGCUGAGCGCAGUGUCUUCUCCAGGGAAGUGGCCAUUGCCAAGAGAUUCUUCUUCAUCGUCUUCACUGAUGCCCUCUGCUGGAUCCCCAUCUUCCUCCUGAAGCUUCUCUCCCUGCUGCAAGUGGAAAUACCAGACACCGUGACGUCUUGGGUAGUCAUUUUCAUCCUGCCCAUCAACAGUGCCUUGAACCCCAUUCUGUACACCAUCACCACCACCCCCUUCCAGGAGAAGCUCAAGCUGUGUGUACAGAAGAAGCAGCUGCAGCAGUUGUCACUUCAUGACCCAGAAGAGUCCAGAAACAGCUUUACCCUGGUAUCCAUACACACCAGCAGCUCCUGACAGUCCCCAGCAGCUUAGCCUGGGAUUGGUGAAAGGCCUCACUGCUUCAUGCAUGUAACUAUGAAGGACCAUGUCUGUGUCCUCCCCAGAAGCCUCCCCUGGCUGGUUCAUUACCCACCUCAAUGAUAGCCACCGUGGGGGCAGAAGAUGCCAAAGGGGAGCUGCCACCACUUUCCAAGUGCUAGUCAUCUCAGCCAGAUCUUGACCAGGGAGGGAACGCCACUCCUAGCUGCAGCAGCAGUGACUGGUGUUGUAUAGAGGGCUACAGAUGAAAUGGUCACAGGCAGCAGACGGGGCCUGAACUCUGCUCGUCUGCCCCGCGCUUGAAAGCACUGGAAUGCUGCCUGCCCCAUGCAGUCUCAUUGCUGUGUGCCAGCACUUUGGGGCUGUGGGUUUAGCUGAUGCUGAUUCAGCACAAGGAUUAACCAGCUGCUGUGGAAGUUGUAGGAUGUUGUAUUUCAUCCUAACCCUCUGUCUCUGUUGCAUGGUCCCUGUAGCUCCCAGCCCCUUCGCCCUGGAGAGAAGCCACAGGGGCAGCUGCUGCAGCAGCCUUUGGAACCGCCGCCCCCACUGCAGAGUCCCAGAGAGGUGUUUUCUGCAUUGCUGGAAGCAAGUCUGGGUCCAGGGGAAGGAAGGUGGGAUGUGAAGCCUUCAGUGCUUUGAUUUGGGGCCAGAGGCAGCUAGAGCAGAUGCCAGCCUGAUCCUGGCGAAAGUUGUGGGCCACUGGUUCUGCCAUGUGGAGUGAUGAACUAUUGAGGCCGCCCUCAGCCCUUUGGGAAGCCUUGGCUGUGGGACCCAGGCAGCAGCUGCUAUUGUGGGUGAAAUGCUGCAGAAGGAAAGGGAGGUGGUGCUGUCCCCGAUACUUCCUACACCACCCUGACCGCUAGGCCGCUGUGUUCAGGGCAGGUGUCUCCAUUCAGGGCCUGCUCCCCCAGCCACCACGUUCAGCAGGGAUUCAUGGCCAUACCCUGUUCUCCAGUCACACCUGCGCUCGCGCCUUUAGAAAAUGAAUCCUCGCAACUAGGCACCAACUCCCCAGGGCUAAUGCAGCCUGUGCCCCAAACCAUUCCUAGGGAACUGCUGCCAGCAGUAAAAUAGCAACCCGGGGGCCGGUUGUUGUUCCUUCCCUAGCCUCUGCUGCUCUCUCAUUUACUCCUGGGAAGGAGGCAAGAAUUGCCCUUCUCCAGAGGGUGGCUGGGCUCUGCCUUGGCAAUAGCCAUACGCUGCGUGGGCUGGCUAACCCCACCCCCAAUGCCAGGUGAGAUUAAGCUGGCAGGGCAUACCACCCCGAGCUCCACUGGUGGCCUAGAGCUCCACCGGUGGCCUAGAGCCAGUGGAGUUUGUUUCAGCCGCACCCAGGGCCGGAGUUACUGAUGUCCCCCGUUUGGUUUUGGAAUGAUCCCAAUGCUGGAGCAGCAGGUUCUUGGGGCAUGGCUCGCUCUGCGGUGGGGUGGGGAAAGGGAACAGAGCAAGGGAUUGAAAGUUAACAGCCCUCAGCCCACUGGGGUUCUCUUUGGGCACAGCCUUAGGACUACAGCAUGCUGCACAUUGUGACUAUUGCCUGGAGUCCCAAGGGAGCCACCUCCAUGUGCGUUACCCCGUGCCUUGGGGUCUAUGAUGUGCACAGAACAGCGAGCAGGAGAGACGGGCUGUGCCUCUAUUCUCAGGGAACCCAGAAACCAUCUGCCCUAGUUUUGCCUGUUGGAUGCCACAGCUCCUUUGGGAGGAGCUAGCAUCUGGUUGAAGCCAAGGCACUUGCAGCUGCAGGGUAGGAGCCCUGGGCAGGCGACCAGGUAGAUACCAAGUGCUGGUAAGAGGGAGGAGGAAAGAAAAGGGGGUCGGGGAGAGUGCAUCAGAAAUGCCGCUUAAUGACACUGUGGUUCUUCUGGAGGGCUAUGUUCAUACACAUCUUGUGCUAAGCGAGGGGGGCAGCUGUGAGCAACACUGCAGGGCUCCAGAUUGGUACCCUCUGGGUUUUUAGCCUCUCUGUGAGCUCAAUGAGAUGCUGCAUUAGCUGCCAAGAACAGUGGGGCUUUGAGAGAAUGAGAUUAACACAUGGAGGCCUUAAACUGACAGGCCGACCCACCCCUUGAGGCAUGGAUAUGACCAUUUAAUGCACUGCUUGCCAGUCUGUCCUCUGCUCCUAACUCCUUUCAGCCCUCCUGUGAGGCCAGCAGUUCAGAUAACACCAGCCUCGUUCCUGGGAGCGUACUGGCAGCCUGGGCCCAUAAGGAAUUUCCAUUGCUUAGCAAACACACUGCCUACUCCAUCAGUCCACCCUGGGGUUCUUGCUAUCAGUUGGUGCUGAUCAGAGCCUGAUGCUGAGCCAGGCAGGGAAUCUGGAGGAAGGACAACCCAGCCUGUGCCAGCAGCUCAGAGGAAUAGAAAGGAAGCCUGGCCAUUUAUACUCUGGGGCCAGAGGGAAAGUCAAUGGGGGAGAUCAGAUUGUUUGGAAGCAACGGGAAGGGUCCUCUGAUGGGUGUGAAGCUAACUUGUGUGAGACCCAUAGCAACUGACCCGCAAAUGCAGCAAUAAUAAUAAUAGCUCUUGUCCAUUUCUUUUUUCCUUCUACAUGCUUUACAAAACGCCAAUGAAUUACACACUGUGCCUCAUUCUGUCAUGACACGCGGCUGUGGUCAGGAGGCUUCACACCCCCGCUCUACUGCCCUGGAACCUGUGUCAGACCGGUGCUGGGUGAGAAGGAAGCACAGACCUCAGCAGUCAGGGUCCAUCAAGGUUUCAUCAUCAGCCAGUGGAUGCCAUUAGUACUUUAUUAUUACACGGCAGGGAAAUCGCAGCCCCCUUUGGAGUCAGACAAUCUGCAGCGGCUGCAUCUGAUACAAAAAAGAAGUCCCUUAAAUAGAAAACACACAUCGUCCUGGUGUUCAUCACCUAGCACCAAGCUCUUACCGCCUGAGUUAUAUAUUAAUAUUCCAACUGUACAGUAUUUAUAGAUAGAAAAUGAAACAUAAAAAAAUGAGGCAAGAAUCAGUCCCAAACAUUAGUUAUACAAAACCAAACACAAACAGAAUACAGCUGGUGUGCACUAGAAAGAGGGAAAGUUUGUUACUGGGGAAACUGACAAUUUCUACUGCCAGUGGGUUUUGUUGCCUUCCAAUUGGAACAAUGUCGAGUUGUUUGGGUCUCUGGUUAAAAAAGAAACCCUGUCAAGUGCAUGUCAUGGUCAGAUUAUUUGCGAGUUUGGAGGGAAAGUGGGGGAGUGACACAAUCACAGAAGUUGGAUCCUUGGAUCAAGAGUUAUGGUGUUGCCUUCCCCUCCCCUCUGCAGUGCAGCGAGCACUGCUUCUCUGGGGGGAGGGAACUAAGGGGAGAUCAAGUGUCCAUAACAAUGUGAGCAAACUAGAUUGUACUAACCCAAUCCCUGCCCAUCUGGUUGACUAAAAUGGCACUAAUGGCCAACGCUAUUAAACCUCCCCUGCAUCCAGGCUAUAGUUUGCCAGCAGGAUGAUACAUUUUUAGGGUAUCUUCGUGUAAUGGAGGGGGUGUUCUUCACCUCCCCCACACCACAAGACAAAUGGAACUCUGACCCUGGGAGUACCUUGAUGCUUACUAAACCCAGCCAAAGGGGGAUCAGGGAGCUGCACUGUGCCAUUUUGGUCUCACCCCCAGCUUUUUAAUGGCAACCCUCCGUGUACAGCUGACACACAGAUACAAGGACAAGGGUGCAAGCUUUGGAAUUUGGACUCAUCAAACUCAGAUCUGAUCCAAUUCAUUAAAAUGAACGGCUAAGCUCCCACUGGAUUCAAUGGGGAUUAGGACUGGGCCCCUGAUUAGCAAAACAUUUGCAUCCUCAUUCAUCGGUCCACAUGGCCCUGUGCUAAAAACAGGGGUGCUAGAGAUUCCCUGUGUCUGAUCAAGUAGAAAGCACUGACCUGGAGUUCCUUCCCCAGUGAAAUUCAGCACCCAGAGUAAAAUAGCUUCCUUUUUGCCAUUCAACACAUGGCAGUCAUUAAUUAUAAACCAAUAUAACAACAGCAUCCAUCUGACAUUAACCAGCUCCUCAGACUAUGAUUGCCUGUGCGCCACACUGCUAGGUACAGCUCACAUGCACUGUAACAUCCCCAGCAGACGCUCCUCCAGACACCACACAUGGCCAUACAGACACUGCACCAGCUCCACUGUCUCUCACUUCUCCUACACGUCAGCAUCAUCCUUGGUCACUUCAAGCACCAUGACUCUUAUGGCUGAGUCCAGUCCCUGGGCUGAGAGGGUGAGCCCAUGGUCAGUUUGGCAAAGGGGGUUAAUGGGUCUGACUCUGGUCCAGUUGCUUCACGGCUCAGCCUGCUGUAUGGACUCCCCAGCCCCACUCUCCCCAUGGCGGGCGGGCGAUUGCUGGAGAGAGCUGUCCCACAAGCAGCACACUGGUUCAUUUCUGCAAAGCUGCUCUUUAGAGCUUUAGGGAGGAGACUCGCUGCCUUCCAACCAGCAAUGGGCAUUCUGGAAGCAGGAAAUGAUGGCUUCCGUUUGACCCCUGGUGCCCAGGAGGGCAUGUUGCUGGGCACAACUCUGAAGAUCUGGUGUGUAAGAGGAAAGGGAUCACA
Dermochelys coriacea (leatherback sea turtle) is the source of this 7521-nucleotide messenger RNA. Its product is annotated as relaxin receptor 1-like. Gene Ontology annotation, cellular component: membrane. Gene Ontology annotation, biological process: G protein-coupled receptor signaling pathway. The coding region runs from base 854 to 2959 and encodes 701 amino acids. The transcript is spliced from 18 exons. NCBI's taxonomy places the organism in Eukaryota, Metazoa, Chordata, Testudines, Dermochelyidae. Gene Ontology annotation, molecular function: G protein-coupled receptor activity; protein binding. The record is from RefSeq and is a predicted model, not a curated record.